AUGCGACGGACGGCCGUUUGUCUCGUCCGCGGCGGGCAAGGCGGCGGAUUUUUGAGCCGAAUCCUCGGGAAGAAGCCAGAUCCACCGGCCGACCAUACUAUGUCUGAACAACAAAAGGAGGCCCUAGCAAAAACGCUGGGCAAGCUGCGAACCGACGUGGCGCGGCCGCGAGACGAUUCGGCACAGACUGCGUCGUUUUCCGAUGAUCUCAUCGAUUCGCGCAUUGACAUCGAUGCUAUUCGGGCCCGCGGUGUAAUGAAGUACCGCUACAACUACACCCCUCCACACGACAUCGAGGAACGGGUGCUCAAGUUUGCCGGAUCGAUUCUAGGCACUCGUACGUUGGAUCGAAAGCUGGAAGAUAGUCAAGAAAAAUUCAAGCUAAUCAGCGCCAUCGGGUCGGAGCUGAACCAUUUCCCCACAAAUUCCCGGCUGCAUCAGAUCAAAACCGUGGCAGACUUGGCGGCUUUCUACGAGGAGCCUGUGAAGAAUGUUGAUGAUUACACGAAAAUGGCUAGGUCUACAAAACUCCCGCCGAAUGUUAGCAUGGCCGAGCAGCCAGCGCGCUUCAACCCUGAAGACAAGGAUGCUUGGCAUGGAGGUGUAACCGCCUACCCGGGAGCCGGCGGGAAAGUUUACGGCCUGCGGAAUCAGCGGAUACUAAGGCAAUACCAGCCCAAGUCCGAGUGGUACGAUUAUGAAGAUACGGACUACGAUUAUACGCGCGUCGACAAGGAUAUGCCGUGGGACAAGGAGGUGGCCGAGAAGAUGGAUAGAUACCCGGAUCGGCGAUAUAGCCUCUCCCGCAAGGCUUUCCAGCGAACCGCC
Molecule: messenger RNA, 828 nt
Organism: Mesorhabditis spiculigera
Lineage: Eukaryota; Metazoa; Nematoda; Chromadorea; Rhabditida; Rhabditidae
Source: the annotation of a GenBank genome assembly